AUGGCAGAGCAGAUCGAAGCUUCCGCCAAGUCCUUCCUCACUCGGGCCAGCACCUUCGCCCUCAGCAAGGUCAAGGUUGGCACGCCGCUUUACUCCCUGGCCUACGGCGCAGCGGCGGGUGUGAUCCUCUCCGGCCUCGUCUAUGUUGGCCGGACCUUCAACAUCAUGUGCUUCGACCAUGAGUACUACAAGAUUCAAAGCCGAAAGCGCUAUUAUGAGAAGCAGAUGCUCUUCUUCAAGGAGCAGGAGGAGACAAAUCAGGCUCACUAUGUGGCCUCCCUGUCCGCAGAGUACGACCCGGUUGCUACCCGCAUGCCGUUCCAGACCCUGGACCCGAAGUAUCGAUUCUGA
Molecule: messenger RNA, 351 nt
Organism: Symbiodinium sp. CCMP2592
Lineage: Eukaryota; Dinophyceae; Suessiales; Symbiodiniaceae
Source: the annotation of a GenBank genome assembly